Molecule: messenger RNA, 300 nt
Organism: Lodderomyces elongisporus
Lineage: Eukaryota; Fungi; Ascomycota; Pichiomycetes; Serinales; Debaryomycetaceae
Exons: 2
Coding region: 1-300 (99 amino acids)
Source: RefSeq, a predicted model, not a curated record
AUGUUUGUAAAUUACAAGCAGCAUGUUAUUGUUGAAUACUACUAUCCAAAGAGACUUCAAUCAUGCAAAAAGAAAAGAGAAAGGAAUGCUCAAUUGAUUCCUUUUUUAAGAGUAGGUCUUGUUGUUAAACUGGUUGAACUAAAGGAUUUAUCCAAUGAUACAAUAAAAGGAGCGCCAUCACAGUUGAUGAACGCCAAAGCUAUAAUUUAUUAUUACAAAAGCGUUGUUAUUGAUGGUGAUGAAGAUGAAGAUGAAGAUGAAGAUGACGAUGACGAGGAAGAGGUAGAAGAGAAUAAAUAG